This is a messenger RNA of Neodiprion fabricii, 2208 nucleotides long. It is a transcript of the gene Mfap1, whose product is annotated as microfibrillar-associated protein 1. Gene Ontology annotation, molecular function: RNA binding. Gene Ontology annotation, cellular component: U2-type spliceosomal complex. The transcript has 4 exons. The record is from RefSeq and is a predicted model, not a curated record. Lineage: Eukaryota; Metazoa; Arthropoda; Insecta; Hymenoptera; Diprionidae. Gene Ontology annotation, biological process: mRNA splicing, via spliceosome. The coding region runs from base 172 to 1551 and encodes 459 amino acids.
CAAAUGACAAGGCUGGUAAAAUGGCGUUUUGUUGUUGAAGCUGGUUGAAGCAGAGAUGAGUAGGGCGUGAAGUCAAGUCCAUGUUAUUGACUCGCACACCGUGAGCUGCUGUGAAUUGCGAUCAUACGACAGCAUUUCUAGAUGACCGGUUAAACAAACAAUUUCUAUACAAUGAUGGAUUAUUUUGUGACUAAUAACUCGUUGGCACCAGCACCCAUGGGCAUACAAAGUACCGCGGGUGCAGUGCCCGUUAAAAAUGACAAAGGCGAAUUGUCGAUGAAAAAGGUUAAGGUCCAUCGUUAUGUGUCCGGUAAACGUCCCGAUUAUGCGCCUAUGGCGAGUUCGGAUGAAGAGUCCGAGGAUGAAGAUUUCAUGGAAAAGCGAACACUCAAACCUCUCGAGGAAUCAGAGACUGUAACUGAUAUCCCUGUUCCGUCACACGGUAAACUGAGGGACGAGGAUGAUCCUAGGCUGAGGCGUUUAACUAGAAUCGAGAAGCACAAGGAGGUCGAUACAGAAAUUCGUGUUGAAAGGCAUCGACACAUUCACGAACCUGAGGUAUUGGAGACUGAGCCUGAGCGAACGCGCGAAAGGAUAAAAUUGGAGAGCUCAGAUUCCUCGGAGGAUGAAGAUUUGUCCGAUUCUGAAAUUGAAAGACGUCGAGACGCGUUGAAACAGCGAGUUUUAUCUAAGAAAGAAGCUGACCAGGAAAUGUUUCAUGAAGAAGAUGAGGAGAAGCUCCGAACCAACAGCUCCGAAGAUAGCUCAGAAUAUGAAGAAUACACCGAUUCUGAGGAAGAAACUGGACCGAGAUUGAAACCUGUUUUCGUCCGGAAAAAGGAUAGGAUCACUGUUAUGGAAAAAGAGAAGGAAGCUAUGAAACAAAAGCAGGCCGAAAUAGAAGCCAAGAAAAUGGCAGAGGAAAGAAAAAGGCAGACAUUGAGGAUGGUAGAAGACGCUAUACGAAAAGAAACCCAAACUGGCAAGACUAUAGUAGAUCAGGAAGGAAACAUAAACGAUGUUUGCACCGACGAUGAGAACGACGAAGUGGAAUAUGAGGCAUGGAAACUACGCGAGUUGAAGAGAAUAAAACGAGACAGAGAGGAACGAGAACAAUUGGAAAAGGAACGGUUGGAGAUAGAGCGACUUCGCAAUAUGACAGAAGAAGAGCGUCGUCAGGAACUGCGUCUAAACCCAAAAUUGGUAACGAACAAAGCAGCGAAAGGAAAGUACAAGUUUUUGCAGAAGUACUACCAUCGCGGUGCAUUCUAUUUGGACAAAGACGAUACAAUUUUCAAACGAGAUUUCUCUGGUGCAACGUUGGAAGAUCAUUUCGACAAAACUAUAUUGCCGAAAGUAAUGCAAGUGAAAAACUUUGGGCGUAGCGGUAGAACCAAGUACACACAUUUGGUAGAUCAAGACACAACGCAGUUUGAUUCACCAUGGAUUUCUGAGACCGCUCAAAACUUAAAAUUCCACAAUAACCAAGCUGCUGGAAUGAAACAAGUUUUCGAUAAACCAUCGCUAAAAAAACGAGGCAAUGAAAAUUGAUAUGGUGCAGGAUGAAUUGUGUCUUUACAAUGUUGGGAAAUGAGACUAGGACCAUUUACAAAUGUUUAGUUUCACUUUACCUGUUGCGGACAAUUCCGUUUGGGUCUUUGAAAUUGAGGAACCCACUACGGGAAGGAAGAAAUUACUUAUUCCUAACUCGGGUUAUUUUUGUAUAACUGAUAUCAAUUUUACUCUUUAAUUCAUUCAAUACAAAAAUUUGACAAUAAUAUAUUUCUGGAUCACAUUUAAAGCCCCAGUCAUUCAUCAUAAUUCUGGGUGAAAGAUAAGUGUGGUAAAAAGGCGUUGAAUAAAUUUAUAGGCAUUUUCAUUUUGAAGUAAAAAUUACCCACAAAAUAACUUUCACCUCGAAAAUUAUGAGCCAAUGAAAUUGUGAUUUCAAAUCAUCGGUCACUAACAACUAGUCUGCAUGUGUACAUACAAAAGCCGAUCGUUACUCUGGAUAUAGACGUAAUUCAAUACUGGAAUGCCUACAAUGUAAUCGUAGGAAAUAAAUAUCUGUGUUAGGCUAAUAGAAUGAAUAGAUAACUAACCAACUUCAUUAAUAUCUUGAAGAUGUAUGAUUUUUACAGUUUAAAUUUUUUUAAGUUACUUCAACUGUACAGUUGAAAACAAUAAAAAAAAUUAUUUUGUUCCACA